Drosophila eugracilis is the source of this 1825-nucleotide messenger RNA. RefSeq names its product sorting nexin-29. The transcript has a single exon. The coding region runs from base 90 to 1649 and encodes 519 amino acids. NCBI's taxonomy places the organism in Eukaryota, Metazoa, Arthropoda, Insecta, Diptera, Drosophilidae. The record is from RefSeq and is a predicted model, not a curated record. Gene Ontology annotation, molecular function: phosphatidylinositol binding.
UUUUGUUGUGAGUUGACCAGUGUUGUCAAACAGCUUGUUGACAAAAAUGAGUAGAAAACAAUAGAUUAGUUGAGUAUUAGCCACAAAGAAUGCCAGAAAACGCGUCCAGAUCCAUGCCCACAGAGGCUGGCUUCCGGAGCAUGCGCAGCCAACUGGCGGGCAGUACCUUUGGCCAACGGCGCGAGGAUAUCUUUCGUCGUCUCCAGGAAAGUGCGCAUCAGGUCUCGCUAAAGUAUAAUGGAAAACAACUGGCCACGGAGUGCGAUGAAUGUGUCCAGGAACUGUGCGAUUCUCUCGAAGAGCUGAUGUCCUAUGGACUGAAGCAAACGGCUGGUGCCUCUUCCUUCAGCGCCGCCAGUUUUAUCCAAAAUAUGCAGGAGAUGGUGUCCGGAAAUGCAGGCGGGAGCAGCAACAAUAAUGACGCCACAUUCUGGGAAUUUUGCCAGACGCAUUUGACGCCCCAUGAACGCCAGCGGUACGUGGACCUCAAGAACAUCUGGACAAAUACGGGCAAAGGCCGUGCUUUUUUACGUUCUUCGCUUAAUGAAAAGCGCCUGCAUACCUAUAUGCUUACCUGGUUGAGCGAUGAGAAGCAGCUACAUUGCUUUUACACACCCUGGUCGCUGCUGCUCAACGAAGAGGCGACCAAAAAGCUACCAGAGAUCAUAGACUCCCUCAAAAAUGUUCUGUUUGCUCUUAAUGUGGACACUCCAGAGCUAAAUGCGCCAAGGAGAUCGCCUGCCCCUGUAAAAGUGGAACCAAUUAUAUACGCCCCCAGUCCAGUGCCGGUUGUGGGACUCACAGCAAGGCAAACUUUCAAUGCUGUGGAGCGACCCAUUGAGGGUUCCACCUCCGUAGAGGAUUUGCUGGGUGCUCUGAAACCCAUCGAGUCGGUGGAGGUGCAACAAUUACUGUCCAAAAAAGCCAUCGAAGAGGAGUUGUCAAAACAUGUAGAUGAAGUUUAUUUGGGACCUUUCGAUCCAAUUGAACCUGAGCUCGAGUUCCUCAAGACACCCUUGCCAGAGAUUUUGUCACAGCCUGUUGCAGAGGCAGAAUUCUACGAAGACCGCAGCGAUUCGUCCUCGCAGUGGAGCAAGUCCUCUUCCUCUGCGAAUUGCGCAACUAACAACCAACAAGCGGCGCUUGAGGAGCAGGUCAACCAGUUAAACGAAAGAUGCGCUCUUUUAGAAACUCGAGUGGCAGAGUUAAGUCUACAGAACCGCCAGCUCAUCCGAAGACUAACAAAACAAUUUGAGGAGACCGGCGUUGAUCCCAGUUCAUCACUCUGCUCAAACUUUCUGAUAACCAUUCCACAAGUAAAGCUGGUAAAGACUCAGCGCUCCGGUUCCCACUAUACCUACGAAGUUCACAUCACGAUGAGACAGCGUUUGGAGCACUGGACGUUUUUCAGACGUUACAGCGAGUUCAACAAGCUACACAAGACACUGCUAAAGACCCAUCCGGUGGUCAGCGCAGUGGAGUUUCCACCAAAAAAGCAUUUUGGCAAUAUGAAUUUAGUCUUCGUGGAGGAACGGCGUCAACAGCUUCAGAUAUACCUACUUAAUCUCGUUGAAACUCUGCCACAAGUGGAGGCCUGCAAGUCCAAGGCUGAGCUGCAGAAGGUCUUCCCUUUCUUCAGGGAUAGAUAGCCAUCUUAAGGCAAUAUAAGCGAACUAAACUCAACCAAGGAAGCUCGAAAAGAACAAGUAUUUCUCCUUACAUUAUUUUUAUUUUCUUGUAAAGAUCUUUACUUAUAUGUCUAAAAAUGGAGUUGGUCCAAGUGCUGUAAUCAUUGAUAUUAAAUAAAGCUAAGAAUUUGUAUAUA